Oppiella nova is the source of this 1715-nucleotide messenger RNA. The record is from the annotation of a GenBank genome assembly. Lineage: Eukaryota; Metazoa; Arthropoda; Arachnida; Sarcoptiformes; Oppiidae.
ACUCUAUCAUCCAAUGAGUGCCACACAUAACGUAUGAACACAUUUGUGGUGAUGUCAACAGUAUAUUCACUGAACGCACCGAUUGUGUCCACAACUUCUUAACCAGUAGUUCCCAUUCAAUCUGUUUAUUAAUAUAAUUGUCACCCAUUUUUGCCCCGUAUUUAUCAAAUCAAUUUGAAACCUCGUAUUGAGUGCAGUCGUUGCACGCAAAUAGUGCCCAUAAUUAGUACCAAAUGGCGAUUAAAUUUCUCGAAGUGAUUAAACCGUUUUGCGGUAUUUUGCCGGAAGUGGCAAAACCCGAACGCAAGAUACAGUUCCGGGAGAAGGUCUUGUGGACAGCCAUCACUCUAUUCAUAUUCUUAGUCUGUUGUCAGAUCCCACUGUUCGGUAUCAUGUCAUCGGACUCCGCCGACCCUUUCUAUUGGAUGCGAGUUAUCUUAGCGUCCAAUAGGGGGACACUCAUGGAGUUAGGUAUAUCACCGAUUGUCACCUCCGGACUCAUUAUGCAGCUGUUGGCCGGCGCUAAGAUCAUCGAAGUGGGCGACACUCCCAAAGACCGGGCCCUCUUCAACGGCGCGCAAAAGUUGUUCGGAAUGGUCAUAACGGUAGGCCAGGCCAUCGUGUACGUGAUGACCGGUAUGUAUGGCGAUCCAGCGGACAUCGGCGCCGGUGUGUGUCUACUGAUUAUCAUACAGCUGUUCGUCGCCGGUCUCAUUGUCCUGCUGUUGGACGAGCUCUUGCAAAAGGGCUACGGCUUGGGCUCCGGUAUCUCUCUGUUCAUCGCCACCAACAUCUGCGAGACGAUCGUGUGGAAGGCGUUCAGUCCGGCCACUGUCAACACCGGGAGGGGCACGGAGUUCGAGGGCGCCAUCAUCGCGCUGUUCCACUUGUUGGCCACCCGUCAGGACAAGAUUCGCGGCCUUCGCGAAGCCUUUUACCGGCAAAACCUACCGAAUCUGAUGAACCUUUUGGCCACAAUCCUGGUGUUCGCGAUUGUCAUAUACUUCCAGGGCUUCCGAGUGGAUCUGCCCAUCAAGUCGGCCCGUUAUAGGGGACAGUAUAGCUCGUAUCCCAUCAAACUGUUCUACACGUCAAACAUUCCGAUCAUUCUUCAGUCGGCGCUCGUCUCCAAUCUGUACGUCAUUUCGCAGCUGUCGUUUCGAUGCCGACCAUUAAUUAUCUCCCAAUACGUGUCGCCGCAGAUGUUGGCCGUGAAGUUCAGCGGAAACUUUUUGGUGAAUAUAUUGGGCGUCUGGGCCGACGUGGGAGGCGGCGGACCCGCCCGAGCCUACCCUAUAGGCGGCCUCUGUUACUACCUCUCGCCGCCCGAGACGUUAGGCCAUAUCGCGGAGGACCCGAUCCACGCGGUCCUAUACAUCGUGUUUAUGUUGGGUUCGUGCGCUUUCUUCUCCAAGACGUGGAUCGAAGUCUCCGGUUCCAGCGCUAAGGACGUGGCGAAACAGCUGAAGGAGCAGCAAAUGGUGAUGAGAGGGCACAGAGAGAAGUCGAUGAUUCACGAGCUGAACCGUUACAUCCCGACCGCCGCCGCGUUCGGCGGCCUCUGCAUCGGCGCGCUGUCCGUGUUGGCCGACUUCCUGGGCGCCAUCGGCAGCGGCACCGGUAUCCUAUUGGCCGUCACCAUCAUCUACCAGUACUUCGAGAUAUUCGUGAAGGAGCAGAGCGAGAUGGGCGGCAUGAGUACACUGCUCUCGUAA